Carica papaya (papaya) is the source of this 1024-nucleotide messenger RNA. RefSeq names its product calmodulin-7. Gene Ontology annotation, molecular function: calcium ion binding. The record is from RefSeq and is a predicted model, not a curated record. NCBI's taxonomy places the organism in Eukaryota, Viridiplantae, Streptophyta, Magnoliopsida, Brassicales, Caricaceae. Gene Ontology annotation, cellular component: myosin II complex.
UAUAGAGCCUCCAUUUUUGUCUGAACCAGAGAAAACGACUUUCUUCUGGCCGCACUACUCCACUUCUUUUACUUUUCUUCCUCUCUCUCUCUCUCUCUCUCUGCGUUUUAAACUUUGAGAUCGUGUAUCCGCUUUCGUUUUUUCUUUUUGUGUGUGUUAUUUUUUAUCGGAACAAACAGGAAUGGCGGAUCAGCUCACCGACGACCAGAUCUCCGAGUUCAAAGAAGCCUUCAGCUUGUUUGACAAGGAUGGCGAUGGUUGCAUCACCACCAAGGAGCUUGGGACAGUGAUGCGGUCACUGGGACAGAAUCCCACUGAAGCAGAGCUCCAAGACAUGAUCAAUGAAGUGGAUGCUGAUGGUAAUGGGACCAUUGACUUUCCGGAGUUCCUAAACCUGAUGGCUAGGAAGAUGAAAGAUACUGACUCUGAGGAGGAGUUGAAGGAGGCAUUCAGAGUUUUCGACAAGGAUCAGAAUGGUUUCAUCUCUGCUGCAGAGCUGCGCCAUGUGAUGACAAACCUUGGGGAGAAGCUGACUGAUGAAGAAGUUGAUGAGAUGAUCAGGGAGGCUGAUGUUGAUGGUGAUGGUCAGAUUAAUUAUGAGGAAUUCGUCAAGGUUAUGAUGGCUAAAUAACAUACCCAUCUCUCCAAUAAAACCUAAAACUAGAAACUAGAAUGGGAGGAAAGAAGAAAGGGUUGAUUGAUAUUAUGCAAGUCGUAGUUUUUCCGUUUAUCUAUUUUGAUGGUAUGGGGACUUGAGUUGUUUUCUCUCAUGGCGAUGGUGGCGGCUGCUUUGGUGGUGAAAUCUUCUGGUCUGGUGCUUUUACUGUGUUGUUCUAUAUAUAUAUAUAUAUAUAUAUAUAUAUUUUUGAGUCUUGUCUUGUGGGAUUAAAUCUUUGAUGUUUGAUGAUGAUGAUUUGUUUUUCUUUGAAUUUGGUCUGGACACGCGCAAAACAAUUUUUCAUAUUUCUAUUUUUGGGUUGCCGCCAUGAUUCGAAUCUCAAUUGGAGUUUUACCAUUUGGCCAA